AUGUCUACUCUAAUUAGAGCUGCUGGAUUUUUGUACUAUAGAGCAUUGUCACACCCAACUAAAACAGAACUUUUGCAAAGUGACCUAUCACCAUUUAAUGUUCACGGAAUUAUUAGAAUAACAAAACCAACCAAACGCAAGGUUUGGGAACCUAUACCCCAAUCAACCAAGCAGGUUUUCCAAAACCUCAAAUCAACUUUGGCGAAGGGAUUCAAACCUUCGCAAACACUUGGGAAAUCACCCUCAGGUGCACCACUGCUGGAAACACCAGUUAAAAAGCUUACCAAGAAAGAGGCCGAAAGGUUUCUUCUUGUAGAGGGAAUACACAAAAGUAUUGCCGACUGCCUCAGGAGAACCUGGAAGUACGACGAAACUUUCAGUGUUUUUCUUAGGCACCAAGAAUUCACAACCAAUAUCGAGUCCUACCAUGCAAAGCUGUUUCAAAGAGUAAGAAAGCUGUGGGGAUGCCUGGAAUCCACCUAUUUACAGUCAUUUGCGUCCAUGGAAGACUCCAUAACAAAAAUAGGCAGCACCGCCUACAAAUCUACAGAUGGAAAAUUUCUCAUCUACAAGAUUUCAGAAGAACACUCCCAAGACAUCAGGAGAGAGCUUCCCAGAAUGGGAAGCCACUACAAAGAGGCAUCAUUGAUACUUCCCCACUUCCAACUCUUGAAAAUGAAUUUUGGAGGGGAGGAAACUAUCUAUGCAGUAAGUCCGGCAUACGAGCACCAAGCAACUGAGGCACAGCGGGAUCAUAUUAUCACAGGUUGGGUUGUGUAA
Lodderomyces elongisporus is the source of this 780-nucleotide messenger RNA. RefSeq lists its product as uncharacterized. Lineage: Eukaryota; Fungi; Ascomycota; Pichiomycetes; Serinales; Debaryomycetaceae. The coding region runs from base 1 to 780 and encodes 259 amino acids. The transcript is spliced from 5 exons. The record is from RefSeq and is a predicted model, not a curated record.